GGCUCGGAGGACUCGGGUGUUUCCGGCUGGGCUCGGCAGUGAACCGCUGUGGAUGUGGGAAUGCGGUUGCCGGAGGCAGCGGGCAUUGCUGGACACUCGGCGGAGAUGUGCGUACAGAAACUGGAGCCCUCCACGGUUGGCAGUCAUCCAAGUUAACGGGCUGUUUUGGGGAUGAGUGUGGCGGCCCCGGACGUCUCGGUGUCGCUCGCUGUUUUUUUUUCCCCCUCCUAUUUUUCCGGGGAUUUUCUAUCUUAUACAGGGAGGAGGAAUGAGAGAGAAACCAAGAAGGAUUCCCCAGCACUAUGGAGCCACGCAUUGCAGGCAGCUGUGAAAGGUGAUGCAAUGAAAAGCAUCUGACCCACAACUGCAAACAUUUACCGGGUGCUGCCGCAGAUUGGAGUGAUAAUAGAUAACAGCAUCAAGAUCUACAAAUGUUCAACAAUUGUGGAGUUUGUGAAGCCAAAAGCGGCAUCAUGUUCUACGGUUCUUCCUCCGGGGCCAGUAUGUCCCUGCCGUCCAAGAGCCGCCUGAAACGCCAGAGCAGGACCUUCACACAGGUCCUGUACCGCACUCUGAGUUACAGAGACCGUGUCCCAGUAGAAACUGGAACAAACACUCGUGGGGACAGGCGCUCCACGACUGAACCCCCAGAGCGACCGACGGACGACCCGGCCGAACUCUCCACGCAGAGCUCGGCCCCGGGGGUGCUGAAGAUCUUUGGAGAUGAAAUCUGUGCCGGUGCCAACUACAAGAGCGUCCUGGCCACGCCGCGCUCCAGUGCCCAGGAGCUGGUCAAAGAGGCACUCGACCGUUACUCUCUCAACAAGAACGCUGCCCACUCUUACGUCCUGUGCGACGUCAUUGGGCGUUUGGAGGGGGAAGGUGGGAUAGGAGAAGGGGGGUGGCGAACCGAAUGCUUGCGUGCGAUGGGGGACAACGAAAAGCCGCUGUUGCUCCAGGAGCUUUGGAAACCCAGAGAGGGACACGCUCGCAGAUUUGAGCUGCGCAGGAGGGCAGAGGUGGAGGAAUUCAACGCCAAAGAGAAGGACACCAUCACUGCUGGGCCCAAAACCUCCCAGUUCCUGGCGGCUCUAAUGGGUCGGUCUGGGCUGGGCAAACACAGGAGCUCCCCCCUGCGCUGUGGUCGAGUGGUACAGUCCAGCUCUAAAGAUAUAAAUGCUCAGGCUCGUAAGCUCCAGAGGAACAGAGCGAAGGGGACGCUGACCCUGCCCCGAUCCAGCAACUCAUCCUUCUGCCGCAGCCUCAGCGAGACCAGCCUCAACCAGCUGGGACUGGGAGAUGAGCCCAAGCGUUACUACUCCACCCUGCCAGGACCCUUAAGGGGUCGAGAUGCGGCCUCCAGUGGCCGUAGGAAAGAGGAUGGAGGUCAGGGAGGAGUGAAGCACUCGCUUUACCAGUCCCCCCACCUCCUGCUGCUACAGGGGUACAAUCAGCAGGACUGUUUGGUGUACCUGCUGAACAGAGAGCAGCACACAGUGGGUCAGGAGACUCCGUCAGCUCGCCCCAACAUCUGCCUCUUCUCCCCUGACAUCCUGCCGCUCCACUGCCGCCUGCGCCGAGUCGCCGCACCCCGCCGCCACGCCAACAACAAGGUGGAGGAUCCGGGGGAGAGUCAGCGGUCCUGUGUUGCCGUGGAGCCGGUGCUCCACGCCACAGUCCUGGUGAACUUUUCCCGCUGCGAGCGCUCCACCACGCUGCGGCACGGUGACCUUCUUUCCUUUGGAGCGCAUUACAUCUUCCUGUACAAGGACCCCACGGGCGCUAAGCCUCUGCCUGCCCAAACCUUGGCACGCCUCCGUUCCCUCGGGCAGCUUUACGACACAGGGGUGGAGGAGGGGGAGGGCAGCGCUCAGACUUGUAAGAUGUGUGGAUCUGUGCUGAAGGACCGAGCAGCGCAGGUGUCAAGUGUUCCCGCAGUCAGACGCAGCUUCAAACCUCACCUGGUGAAGCCCCGCAGUGCAGGGCCGGCAGCGGGAGGACCCAUGGUUUGAGGAGGAGGAGGAGGAGGCGGAGGAGGAGGAGGAGGAGGCGGCGGCGGAGGAGGAGGAGGUCAGAAAAGAAGGCUACAACUGGAGUUUGACCCGGCUCAUGAAGACCAGCUAAUGAACAGGAUUCUGUCUCUCAUAGAACCUGGAGGAGAUGACCACAAGCUGACUCCUGCCUACCUGCUGUGUCUCUGCAUACAACACUCUGCCUCCACUUUCCCCCCUGGGAGUUUUGGGAAACUGCUGCUUAAGAUAGUCCGACGAAUCCAGACCAUCGCAUGGGAGAAGACAAAGGAGCUGGCUCAGAAGCAAGCUCAGCAUCAGGACCCGGCCUCGCUGUGCCUGCUCAGUAUCUCAGACCUGAUCCCAGACCUGCAGACCAUCUUCUUCUGGAUGUCCAACUCCAUCGAGAUCCUGUACUUCAUACAGCAAAGAGCCCCAGCGUACACACACACCAUUGAGACACUGCAAGGGUCAAAAGAGUCGUUGCUGUCGGCGACCAUAUCAGCCAAUGAGGAGGCAAUGACAAUCUUGGAAGAAGUGAUCAUGUACACUUUCCAGCAAUGUGUCUACUAUAUCACCAAGGCUCUUUAUGUAGUGUUACCAGGUUUGUUGGACUGUAAUCCGUUUCCAGUGGACAGCUCUGAGCCCUGCUGGAAAGGAGGUGUAGGCUUUCCUGAACCUGUGCGCAGGGUCCUUCAGGUGUUUCAGAACGGCCAGGAGCUUCUGCAGAGCUACCAGGUCCACCCGGAGAUCCAGGCUCAGAUGUUCGCUUACCUCUUCUUCUUCUCCAACGUGUCGCUGUUUAACCAGCUAAUGGACAAAGGUCCAUCUCGGGGUUGGUUCCAGCGGUCGAAGGUGCUGCAGAUUCAGGCGUGUUUGCGGAUGGUCAUGGAGUGGGCGAGCAGGUCGGGUCUGGGACACCUGGCCGACAAAUUCUUCACCAAACUCAACAGUGCUGUGUCCAUACUGGCCACGCCCCCACAACAGCUCACACAGUUAAGUUGGCGAGCUCUGUCCAGUGAGCACCCGGCUCUGAAGCCAGUACAGCUGCACAGGAUCCUCACCCAGUACCAGCUCACAGCAGAGAUAGGCCCUGUCCCAUCAUGGCAGCCCAGCAGCGAGGACGAGGCGUAUAUAUACAGAACAGUGGACCUCCUAGAGAGCUUUGAGAACCACCCUCCCAUAGUGCUGCCCAGCGGCGGCUUCAGAGUGGACCUGGAGAGCGAGUGUGUGGAGGACAGCAUCUACAGACAGCUGCUCUACAUCCGCCACUACCUGUGGGGGCUGCGCACCAAGACGCAAACACACACCAACACUCCCAGUGUGCACACACACUCCAACGGGACCAACACAGCCGACUGGCCCGACGUACAGAGGGAGUUGCUGCCUCCGGCCCACAGCAGUCCCCGCUCCGGGGGUCCUGGGGAGGAGGUGACGGGGGAGCCGGGAGAGGAUAGGGCACGGGAGAGACCUCCAGGCCAGUCACACACACACAGCCUCAGGAGGAACGGCACCAUCCACCACGCCCGGACAGCAAAUCCAGACCCGUCCUGCCUCUUGACCCCCACCAACACCCCGCUGUACCCCGACGAAGGGGGAGGGGGAGGAGGAGGGGGAGGGAAGUUCAUAGGCCCCAUCGCCCAGACUAACGGCUGCAGCAGCAGAACUGUGGCCGAGUGUAAAAAGACCAACGGACUCAUCAGCAAUGGACUGGAGGGGUGUAUUAGUGGGUGUGAGUUUCCUUUCCCUGUAUCAUCCCCUGGCGCCCCUCCCCUUCCUGAUGACUUGUGUGUGGUGUUUGUAGUGGAACUGGACAAAGGACCCUACGGACUCGGCAUGGGACUCAUAGACGGCCUGCACACUCCUCUCAACGCUCCAGGCAUCUACAUCCGAACUCUGAUCCCCGACGGCCCGGCGGCGUCUGACGGAAGGCUGAGGAUCGGAGACCGCAUCCUGGCUGUGAACGGGACCAGCUUGAUAGGAGCCGACUACCAGAGCGCCGUGGAUCUGAUUCGCCUGGGAGGAGGUCGCCUACGCUUCCUGGUGGCCAAGUCCGACCCCGACGUCUCGGAGAAGAUCAGCGCCUCCUCCUGCUGACUGUCUCCGAGCAACCGCUGCACAACACGGGAGGGAGAGGUAGGAUAGCGAGACGACGCGGGAUACAGAUGUGUGCACUCGAACAGCACACACACAAACACACACAGCAUGACACAUGGGUGUGAAAACUAGCGACAGCACAAAGCCAAGCAAUCAAACUGGAGAUUAACACUCCACGACUCCACAGCUGCCAGACCCGCUGCCCUCACGCUGACUCCAACUGGGUUUGUGUGACAGACAGAAUCCGUAACCCACGGCGACAUCAAAGGGAUACGCUGCGAGGAAAAGUCGCCUAAUUAAUCAGCGUUGGAGCCAAUUGAGGUCCAGCCAGCCAGUACGCAGCCUGAUGUGGUUUAAAGCACAGCAAAUUUAAAACGUUUUAAUUUCCCUUUGGCUGGUGCUCGCAGCAUGUGAACACAUUGGGACUUUUUCCACAUGAAUUUUAGAAUAAUUGUACUAGACUUUCAGUAGCAUGGUGAAAUAGCUGCCCAUCUCUCAGAAACAAGGAACUGUGUGGACACGAACUGACUGUACUUCUUAAAGCACUUGCAGACAAACAUGAAGACGAGGUUCUCUUCGAUGGAUGUUUUAGAGUGGAAUGUUUUCUAAUCCUGUUUGUUAGCAACUCCCAAAGCCCUGUCUGCUCAACAGACUCUAUGAAUGUUGACUUUCGCACCAGAGAGUGGCUGUAAAAGGAGGAAGAAGUAAAGUCAAGACACAGCCCAGCUCUCCUAUUUCACAUUCAACCUCAUCAUGGACUUCAUCCCGCCACUGGACAACGGAGGAGUUCCCGAUGCUCCACGUGCACAGGGGAUGUGCAGCUGCUGGGGGACAUUGUUAUUUAUUAAUGACUGGAUCAUCAAGACCACAAACUUUACUCCAGGUUCUGAUGCACAAUCGUCGUGUGUAUAAGCUACACUUGUGUUGUCAAUAUAUGCGAUAUUUAUCUGAGGUGUAAAUAGUCUUUUGUAAAUAUGUAACACCUGGUCACAUAUUGUGUGGACAUUCAAAAGAGAAACUACAUUUUGGGGAUUUCUCAAUAACCUUCUUUGACUCUGAAAAAUACUGAUGGAAAAAAGGAAUGUAAUUUUCUAAAAUGGCAGAAAUAUAGUUGUGGAUUUAUUUUAAACAUUUAAAGAAUUCAAGAACUAUUAACAAGAAUCGACUUCUGAACUUCUUAUUCCAGAAGGGUCAUUAGCUGCACUUUGAUUCAGCAGUUACUCAAAUUACAGAAAAGCAUGUCUUACUGGUGGUAUCUAGCAAAAGUCCCUUUUGAGGUUUGAGCUAUUUCGGAUUAAGAAUUUCCUUCUAACCCUUCCUGGUUGUUCACAGAAUUGUCCAAUUUCGCCUAAACAUUAAACAGCAGCUGUCUUUCCAGAGAUAGCAUAUUUUCAGUUUCUCGGGAUGAUAUACUAACCCAGGGUUCGAGUUAUAAUCUGAGUUUUAUGGGGGUCUUUAAAACUAACGUUAGGGGCGGAGAUAAAUAUAUCAAUGACAGCCGGGUAAUAACGUUAAUAACGGGUGAUAUUUAUAUACCUUUGAGGUGAAGUGAAGGCAUAUUGUCAUUCAAGAGAGAAUACGAUGCGUAGUUCUUUUGGAAAACAUGUUAAAUAAUACUCAUUACAUUGAAAAAUGCAUUAUUUGUGAUUAGCAAUGUAUUAGCGACCCCCACAGAUGUAAGAUUCCCCUGCUUUCAUAGGAGCUCAGACCCCUCCUUACGGGAGCUCACCUCCCAUUGGCUCCCACAUAACUCGAACCCUGUACUGACCUCACUAUAUGUCACCAUAAAAGGAUUAUUUAUUAAAUAUAAAGUCGUCCCGAUUCACUGUGAUGUCUGUGGAUUAUCCAGUUAUAGGGAUAUUUUUCUGGAAGUAUAGGUUGCAGACAAUUCUAUAGUUUAAUAAUUAGAUCUACAAAUAUAGGCAACCAAAACAACAGACAUGUCCUCGUGUAAUUUGGCUGAAUGGACCCUUUUAAAAAGAAGACCAGCAACAACAAGACCAAGUCACCUUCAAAAGAAAAAGCAAUACAAGUCCCUGAUUCAGAUGUAAGGUGACGAAGGAAAAAUAAGCCACGCUAGUCAGUUCUGUUCGGACUUUUGUUCUGCCCUCAGCUCUGUGGAUCACAACAUCAGUAGCAGUGACCUUCUGUCAAAAAUAAAAACGCUGCAUCUGUGCAGAUCCAGAUGUUUAUUGGCUCUCUUACUAAAAGAAGCCCAGACUUAGACAGUUUUCAUUAUUGAUUAAUCUGCCAAUCAUUCUUCCAAUUAAUAUAUUAAAAUACCUAGCUCAUUUUUUACUGGCCAAAACCCAAUAGAGAAAGUUAAACUAGCCACUAUUUUCAAUGAGAAAUUACCAAAAUGUAUUUAUUUAUGAUUUACAUUUGUUGAAAUGUCAGUCCCAACGCUGAUUCUCUCCCCCCCCCCAUCAGGUUUGUUCAACUUGGCUUUAAUCUGUUUAUGUUCAUUUAUUUGCAGUAACAUUUUACAUUUGUGUGGAUUUUAAGGAUUUAAGACAUUGAUUUCAUGCAUGUAUAUUAUUCUCUGUUCAUUAUUUAUACUGUUGAAACAUGAUGGUACUUAAGAAUAAAGAUUGUUAAUAC
Messenger RNA from Gymnodraco acuticeps, 6707 nucleotides. RefSeq names its product Ras association and DIL domains (gene radil). Gene Ontology annotation, biological process: neural crest cell migration; substrate adhesion-dependent cell spreading; signal transduction. The record is from RefSeq and is a predicted model, not a curated record. Gene Ontology annotation, molecular function: GTPase binding. Gene Ontology annotation, cellular component: microtubule. The transcript is spliced from 23 exons. NCBI's taxonomy places the organism in Eukaryota, Metazoa, Chordata, Actinopteri, Perciformes, Bathydraconidae.